Molecule: messenger RNA, 2372 nt
Organism: Pseudophryne corroboree (corroboree frog)
Lineage: Eukaryota; Metazoa; Chordata; Amphibia; Anura; Myobatrachidae
Gene: DNAJC3
Product: DnaJ heat shock protein family (Hsp40) member C3
Exons: 12
Coding region: 408-1922 (504 amino acids)
Biological process (GO): protein folding in endoplasmic reticulum
Cellular component (GO): endoplasmic reticulum
Molecular function (GO): misfolded protein binding; protein-folding chaperone binding
Source: RefSeq, a predicted model, not a curated record
GAGGGAGCAGAACGGCCGCUGUGUAGCCAGGGACAGUCACACAGGGGGACGCCUGCGCUGACUGGGUUCUACGUGAGGAUCAGCAGCAGCUGCUACAGGGAGCCGGCCGCUGUCCCCAGAAUGACCGAGCAGGAAGCAGAUGGGAAGAGGCGGAGCACCCGGCGCCCGUCUCCAGCACGUCCUCUCUCCGGCCGAUGCUCCACGUUCUCCAAUGGGGAGACAGAGGCGGCCUCUUCCCCGCUACUUCCAAUCACAGCUCACCACGACCAGGGCUGAACUUACUGGGAACUAGUUGAACUGGUGCUGGACAGUUAUUGCUGUGACUGUAUAGGAAGCAGCAGCUGGCCGUACACUGCGACACCUCGGAGCUAGCCUGCUGCUGUCACUGCUCCCUCCUGUGCCCCGGCAUGGUGUCCCCCAGCGCCUGUGCCCGCAGGCUCCUGUCCUUCUUCCCCUUCCUGCUGGUGCUGCUAGAUCUGCAGUAUGAAGGAGUAGAAUGCGGGAUAAAUGCAGAUGUUGACAAGCAUCUUGAAAUGGGGAAAAAGUUGCUAGCAGCUGGACAACUUGCAGAUGCAUUAUCUCACUUUCAUUCAGCUAUAGAUGGAGACCCAGAUAACUACCUGGCAUACUACAGAAGAGCAACAGCAUACCUGGCCAUGGGCAAAUCUAAAGCUGCAAUUCCUGAUUUAAGUCGUGUGAUUGAGCUGAAGCCAGACUUCACAUCCGCAAGAUUACAGCGAGGACAGUUAUUGUUGAAACAAGGGAAAUUGGAUGAAGCAGAGGAGGACUUUAAGAAAGUGCUUAACUCUAACCCAAGUGAUCAAGAAGAGAAAGAAGCCACCGCUCAACUGGCCAAGUCUGAUGAGAUCCAGCGCAUGAGAGCGGAGGGAGUGGCUGCCUACAAACAAAAAGAUUACACAAGUGGAGAAGGCUUCUUCAAUAUUGUUUUGGAGACAUGUAUAUGGGACGCAGAGGUUCGAGAGCUGCGGGCUGAAUGCUACAUCAAUCAAGGAGAGCCUGGAAAAGCCAUCAGUGACCUAAAAGCAGCCUCCAAACUAAAGAGUGAUAAUACAGGAGCCUUUUACAAAGUCAGCCGCAUAUACUAUGAGCUGGGAGACCACGAGAUGUCACUCAGUGAAAUCCGGGAGUGCUUAAAGCUAGAUCCAGAUCAUAAAGAGUGUUUUUCACACUACAAACAAGUGAAAAAGCUAAAUAAGCAGAUCCAAAGUGCUGAGGAGCUCAUACAGGAAGGAAGGUAUGAAGAUGCCGUCAGUAAAUAUGGAGGAGUUUUGAUAACUGAACCAAAUGUUCCUUAUUAUUCGUUACUGGUCCAGGAACGUAGAUGUCACUGUUAUUCAAAAAACCAGCAAUCUACUGAAGCCAUUAAAGAGUGCACAGAGUUUCUGGAGAAAGAAACUGAUAACGUGAAUGCUCUGAAGGACCGAGCUGAGGCUUACAUACAAGAAGAAAUGUAUGAAGAAGCUAUUCGGGAUUAUGAAACUGCGCAGCAACACAGUGACAAUGAUAAGCAGAUUAAAGAAGGCAUAGAAAAAGCACAAAGACUCAUGAAGCAGUCUCUGAAGAGGGAUUACUACAAGAUCCUGGGAGUAAAAAGGAAUGCCAAAAAGCAGGAGAUCAUAAAAGCCUAUAGAAAGCUGGCACAGCAGUGGCAUCCGGAUAACUUCCAAGACGAGGAAGAAAAAAAGCGAGCAGAGAAGAAAUUCAUCGAAAUUGCAUCUGCUAAAGAAGUCUUAACCGAUCCAGAAAAGCGGAAUCGAUUUGAUGCGGGUGAAGAUCCGUUGGACCCGGAGAGCCAGCAAGGAGGAGGAGGGGGACACUUCCACCGAGGCUGGAACCAGUGGCAAGGAUUCAACCCAUUCAGCUCAGGAGGACCAUUCAAUUUCAAAUUCCACUUCAACUAGUGCCUGAAGUGGUUCCCCCUUCUACACCUCUCUACAGAGAUAAUGACCUGUUUUGUUCCAAUGCUGUGCAGGAAGCAUCCUGGGAAAUUGGUUGGAAUGACUGCUGUGCAAGCUUCCAGUCCAGUGCAGUAAAUGCUUUCAAACAAGGACUAGUUUGGAUACGUUGAAAGGAAAACAUUUUUGUCCCGAAUGUUGGAGACAGACUUCAAUUACCAUUGCUCUAUUGUUUUUGCUCUCUGCACGAUAGUGUUUCUACGGGAAGAACCCCAAAACCAACUUUCCUCACUUUAUUAUUAUGGAACAGUUUGCAGAGAAUCUGACUGCUGCUGAGUGAGGACCUAACACAGAUACCAAAUGAUGUUGAACUAACAGUAUGCGCCAGUGCCAAGAGUUAAUGCCUAAGUUGUUCACAAAACAAAUAUCAACAUAAAUUAAAUAUUUUCAAAAAUU